Molecule: messenger RNA, 1615 nt
Organism: Gossypium arboreum
Lineage: Eukaryota; Viridiplantae; Streptophyta; Magnoliopsida; Malvales; Malvaceae
Product: auxin-responsive protein IAA11
Exons: 5
Coding region: 407-1327 (306 amino acids)
Biological process (GO): regulation of DNA-templated transcription
Cellular component (GO): nucleus
Molecular function (GO): protein binding
Source: RefSeq, a predicted model, not a curated record
GAAGAAAUCAAAUCAAAGUGUGCUAUUUUUUAAAGGAAAGAAGGUUUAGAUUAGGAAAAAAAGAAAGAAAAACAUUAAUGGAAAUGGAGGCGCAUAUAUGCAGACAAGGUAGGGGCCCUCAACGCAAUGACAACAAACAACAGCGCCACCACCACCGUAUCCAACACCUUCCCAACUUGACAUUUUCUUGCUUUUCCAGGUUUCCCUAUACCCACCAAAUUGUAGCUUGACAACUCUUUCUAUAUCCCCCUCAAUCCCAUCUUUGUUCCCUCUUUGCUUUCUACUUUUCUCUAUAAAGUUACAAACUUUACUUCUAAUUAAUCUCUCUAUCUUGUCUCCUAACUCCUGCCCUUUAAAAAGUUUGAAACUUUGGUUGAAGAACCAGGAAAUUCAGUUUUCUUUUUCAAUGCAAGGAGGUGUUGGUGAUGGUGGUUCAGAAAGUGGGUCAGUGUCCACUGUGUCAAGGGAGGAAAACAUGGUGUUAUCCUCGGAGGAUUCUUCAUGCCCUGAUCAGUCUGAGUUGGAGUUGGGUCUUGGGUUGAGCCUUGGUGGUGGUGGUGGUAGUUUUAAGAUGCAUCAUGUUUCAAAGAGUAGUCAAUUUGCUAGGAUUUUGACUGCUAAGGAUCUCCCUUCUCUGGUUUUUUCUGCUGCUUCUCCAUCUUCUUCUUCUUCUUCAUCACCAUCUUCUUUAAGUAGAGCUGAUGUCACAGCUAAGACCAAGAGGACUGCUGAUUCCAUGGCUGCUGCUAAUGGCUUUAGUCAACUUGUGGGGUGGCCUCCUGUCCAAACUCAUAGAAUAAAUAGCAUGGGUAACCAAGCAAAAGCACUUCCCGCUGAAGGGUUUAACUCAAAAAUGGAGAACCCUAAAAAUGAGACCUCUAUGGUUGAGAAGAGUACCAUCGGCAGCUACCAGAACAACGGUAACGCUAAGCUCAGAAAAUCUCUUUUCGUGAAGGUGAAUAUGGAUGGGAUUCCAAUUGGAAGGAAGGUUGAUUUGAAUGCCCAUGGAUCCUAUGAGAAGUUGGCUAAAACUCUGGAAGAUAUGUUUCUCGAAACGGCCCCAAGUGUUAGUCAAGUAGGAUCAAGGGCGCUGGAGCAUGGUAUGACAAAUAAACUAACAAGACCUUCGAAACUGCUGGAUGUAUCUUCUGACUUUGCACUUACUUACAAGGACAAAGAGGGUGACUGGAUGCUUGUUGGAGAUGUUCCUUGGGAGCUGUUCGUUAGUUCCGUGAAGAGGCUUAGAAUCAUGAGGACAUCAGAGGCAACCGGAUUGGCUCCAAUGUUACAAGGAAGGAACCAGAGGCAAAGAAGCAAGCCCAACUAGAAUACUAUUCUCUCAAAGCCGACCAUAACACGAAUAAGACAUGCUAUCCAAAGCAGAAAAGAAAUACAACAUAGUUAAAAGCAUUUUGACUUUAGCAAAGUUUGAACCUUUGUAGCUCUCUGUUUGUUUGUAUUAUUUGAUUACAUGUUAGGAAUAGUCACCAUAGGUUUUCAAAGUCAUUAGUUUUUCAAUGUAAUAUAUAUUCCAAAAACAACAAUUCAAACAUAAAGGGUUGUUCCACUUCCAUAUAGAGUAAAAUCAUACGGGUGUUUUUUCCAUCCAUGAAAA